Molecule: messenger RNA, 663 nt
Organism: Candidozyma duobushaemuli
Lineage: Eukaryota; Fungi; Ascomycota; Pichiomycetes; Serinales; Metschnikowiaceae
Exons: 1
Coding region: 1-663 (220 amino acids)
Source: RefSeq, a predicted model, not a curated record
AUGAUUAGAAGAAUCCCCAUCAGAUCAAUCCAAACCAGUAUCAGGGCUUUGGCCAAGAACGACCCAUCCACCAUUGACCUGUACAAAUUGCCCUCUCAGACCUCCAUAAACGAGUGGGAGUUCAAGUACGACUUUAUCCCCAAGGUCGCCCAACCCAAGAUCCCUCCUGUUUCUCCUGAGGCUGUGAAGCAGGACAUUGCCCAAAGCAAGAAACAGCAGGUUGAGCAGGAAUUGCUCACCAAGGAGCAGAACGCCUCUGUCAAGGUGGAGGCCAACACUGCUGACGUGCUUCAUGGUGGUGAGUUUGUUUCAAGUGAGCCAGCCAACAUCAGCGACGAGGGCUCGAAGCCUGUGGACGCUUCUCACAAACACAUCGCUAAGCCAGGUAAGACUGCCAACACAGAGAAGUACGUGCAGAGCUCCACCAACCCUGAAAUCAACAAGCCAUCUGUGGUGAACUUGGGUGAGAACGAGGUCGACCACAAGGUAAGCCCUGUGAACGCUCAGGAGCAGGUUGUGGACGAUGUUGAGGACGGCCAGACCAAGAGGCUGAGCCCGGUCAACCCAACUGUGCUUCUUGGUGUUUUGGGCUUGGGUGGUGUUGCCGGCUAUUUUGCCUUUGGCACUGGAUCAAAGGACGCCAAGGAGGGGAAGAAGGCUUAA